Messenger RNA from Dromaius novaehollandiae (emu), 5454 nucleotides. RefSeq names its product homeobox protein Hox-B3. The record is from RefSeq and is a predicted model, not a curated record. Gene Ontology annotation, cellular component: nucleus. The coding region runs from base 2680 to 3882 and encodes 400 amino acids. The transcript is spliced from 6 exons. Gene Ontology annotation, molecular function: DNA-binding transcription factor activity, RNA polymerase II-specific; RNA polymerase II cis-regulatory region sequence-specific DNA binding. Gene Ontology annotation, biological process: embryonic skeletal system morphogenesis; anterior/posterior pattern specification; regulation of transcription by RNA polymerase II. Lineage: Eukaryota; Metazoa; Chordata; Aves; Casuariiformes; Dromaiidae.
AUAAAUUAUAGGGGAGGAAUAUCGAGGAAAGAAGAGGAAACAAUAAAUAAAUACGUAAAUAAAUAAAUAAAGCGCAGCAGAUCUUAGUUUCAGAGUACUGUACAGUGAGGCACCUUCCUUUCGGCAUGUCGUUGAUAUUCUAAAACAACGCGUAUGGUACCGUUAUCCCAGGACUGAGUUUAUGUCGUGGUUUUUUUAUUUUUUUUAAUUAAAUUUUAUUUCCAGAUGCUCCUCAUGCUCUUGUUGUUCCUAUAAAUGUAUGUGUCCGUGCUCUCUUGAUGCUUUCUGGAAAGCUAGCAUGUUUUAUGUGAGCCCUUUAAAUGUUAUAACUUAUUUAUAAAUUGAUAUCAGAUACGAUGGUUUGUUUAUUUGUUGUUUUUUUUCCCCUUCCUGAGUUUACUGCUUUUGGGUGAGUUCUUCUCUGCCUAAGCUAAAAUCGGGGGUUCCUGCACUACAGUCGCAGAAAAAAAAAUUAAAAAACAAACAAAAAUGUAAAAAAAAAGAAAAAAAAGAAAAAGCUCUUGUAUCUUUCUGUCUUAAAAUUGUCCAGUCUGUGUUUUAGUUCAAACUUCAGGCCAGGAUUUCUAGUCCCAGGCUAAUUCUGAGACGUACUCUUAGACGUGGGUAAACUUCACUAUUAAAAAAAUGCAUAAAAUCGGACCAACAAUAGAGUGCUCUAAUGUUUGUAAAUACUAGAAAUAUUUCUGAUGUGACUAAUAGCCAGUUCGUAGUGGGCAGAGUGAACGCAGUGUUAUGUGUAAAAAUGGCAUCCGUCAUGUCUAGCUGCCUGGUAGUACUUCGCCAAUAAGCUUUUUGUAUCUGUUUGUAGCUUUACUCGAAGUCAAAUAAACGUUUCUCCUAUUCACAAAGGCUCCCAGUCGCACUUUAUACCCAGCCUCCGCGACUCGCGCAAGGAGCGCGCAGCCCACGCGCAAGCCGAAGACGGAGCCCGGCGCGGAGCUCGGGCUGCGCUCGGGGGCGCGGAGCCUGCGCGCCCUCCCCUCCGCGGGCGGCCGCGCCGCGCAGCAGCCGCGCAAGCGGCUCCCUCCCAGCAGCGCCCCGGCCCGCGCAGCCAGCGCUCCGCGCGGCCCCGCGCCUGCCCGCGCCGCUCCUAAAACAACGCGGCCCCGGAUCGCACGACACAAACUGCCUCAAAGUCCUUUAAGUCGCGACAACGUGGCAUCAAGGCUGCCCCAGCGCACGCGGUGCAGGCAUCGCCGCGUGGAUAGACAGACAUACACACGGCGCAUUCUCAAAGCAGGAGGUAUUUGCACGUAUCUCUAUGUUUGUACACAUAAAACCGUGUUACACAUAAUUAUGUGUGUAUAUCUGUAUCUAUAAUAUACCUCUAAUAUGUAUAUAUAUAAAAAAAUAUAUUUCUGUGCUAAACUGCAAUCUCUCCUCCAUCUCUCGUCUUCAUUUUAUUGUGCUUCCUGCUCUCACCUCCUGCUCUCUGCGCAACAUGUAAAUAACAGAUUACAGCUCUGUAACUACUGAUACCACAACGAGGCAUUUUGGCUGCAGAUAAUUUAACAUCAUCAAAGAUGGCAAAUGUUGCAAUUUUGAUACCGAGGGAUUCUAACAAGGCACGAGAUACUCCGGCUUAAAGUCGCUCUAUUUGGCAAAGCGCCACUGACAUCUUUACAAUACAGCUUAGGCUUUUUGUUCGUAUCAAGUAAAGUUGGAUCUUAAAACUUACCAAACUUAAUCUCCCACUGUUUAGGUACUUCUUAAGUGAUUUUGAGAGGAAUGUGAAGUGGACUGUCAGAUCCCAAACCAUUUGCUCGCCUUCCCUUGAUAUUUUUUUUUUACCAAUAGCAAACUAUACCAAAAGUGGGUAUGACAUUUAGAUGUCAAAUGGAUAGGGUUUUAUCUAGAAGUUAGAUCGUAAAAAUCGCCCAGACCUCAGACAGAUACCCCUCACUGGCUCUCAAAAGUCACGUGAGGUCCAUAAAGUUAGUUUUAUGGUUUUGGGGAGUUGACAAUGUACAAUAUAUUUCACAUUCUCUAGAAUGUUAAGUGACACUUUAACUGCUUGGUUUGGCUUGUAAGGGGCAGCAAUGGGUGAGCACUUUUCCAGAUGAGAUAAACGUUGCAAUUGCAGGGAACAUGUUUUGCGGGUCCAGUUUUCAGUCCAGAGAACCAAUAGACUGGAGUCCUGAAACAAAUCUCCGCAGACCGUCUGUUGGGAAAAAAGCACCCGGAGUCCUACAAGAAUCUUCAGGGGAAAUAAUAAUAUUAAUAAUAAAAUCUGGAUCGUAAAGGUGAAAGCUUUAUUUUUGGGGGAGAAAACCAAAAGCAAAGCCCCCAGGCCACCCCCUCCCCCAGACCUCUCACUUUGGAAGAAACCACCCAAACCAUGCGGGCCGUCUCUGGGGCGCUGGAAAAAGGAUGUGGGAGCGAAGCAGUUCUUUUCCUUUCUCAGACUCCUCCGCUGCCUCCUAUUUGCUGGACCAGACGUCGGAGAAUUGGAAGGGGGUCAUUCCGUGCUUAUUGAUUGCGUGGAUGCUGGAUGUGAAAAUAUAUUAUGUCUGCCCGUGCUUUGCUCGUCAGAGACUAAGGUCAGCUUCCAAUAGACAGCUGGAAACGGCCUGUCACGUGGCCUUGGGGUGCCAAUGUUCUGCCAUAGGGGUGUCAAGACCCUGGUAGCCGGAAAAAUCAUUUUGGGGAGUCCCAGAGAUGCAGAAGACUACCUACUACGACAGCUCCACGCUCUUUGGGGGUUACUCCUACGGGAGUGCCAAUGGGUUCGGCUACGACGGCCCGCAGCAGCCCUUCCAGCCCGCCGCUCACGUGGAGAGCGACUACCAGAGGUCCGCCUGCUCCCUCCAGGCUCUUGGCAACACAACCCCUCACGCAAAGAGUAAAGACCUGAACGGGAGCUGCAUGCGGCCGAGUUUGCCCCAAGAGCACCACCCGCCUCCGCCCAUCUCGCCGCCCCCAAACCCUGCCACCAACAGCACCAGUAGCAACAGCAAUAACCAGUCGGGGAGCAGUAAAACUGCCCCCAGCAAAGCCAACCUCCGUGCAAACGCCAGUCUCACCAAGCAGAUUUUCCCCUGGAUGAAAGAAUCGAGACAAAACUCCAAACAGAAAAACAGCUCCCCCAGCACAGCAGAAACCUGCAGUGGCGAGAAAAGCCCUCCAGGCUCCUCGGCCUCCAAGAGAGCCCGCACAGCCUACACCAGCGCUCAGCUGGUGGAGCUGGAGAAGGAAUUCCACUUCAACCGGUACCUGUGCAGGCCCCGGCGCGUGGAGAUGGCCAACCUGCUGAACCUCAGCGAGAGGCAGAUCAAGAUCUGGUUCCAGAACAGAAGGAUGAAGUAUAAGAAAGAUCAGAAGUCGAAAGGCAUGGGGUCUUCCUCUGGAGGGCCUUCCCCCACCGGCAGCCCGCCCCAGCCCAUGCAGUCCUCAGCUGGAUUUAUGAACGCCUUGCACACCAUGAGCAGUAACUAUGAUGCCCCCUCUCCGCCUUCCUUCAAUAAGCCCCACCAAAAUGCCUAUGCCAUGUCAACUACCUACCAAAACCCCAUCAAAGGCUGCCCCUCCCAACAGAAGUACGCCAACACGGCCCCCGAGUAUGACCCCCACGUGUUACAAGGGAACGGGGUGGCCUACGGGACUCCCAGCAUGCAGGGAAGCCCCGUCUAUGUCGGAGGUAACUAUGUGGAUUCUAUGCCCACCUCUGGGCCGUCCCUUUACGGCCUCAAUCACCUGCCACAUCACCAGGCUGCCAACAUGGACUACAACGGGCCUCCGCAGAUGCCCCCGAGCCAGCACCACGGACCAUGCGAGACCCACCCCACCUACACAGACCUUUCCACGCACCACGCUUCUUCUCAGGGCAGAAUCCAAGAGGCGCCCAAGCUGACCCAUCUGUGAUAGAGAGCAGGGAGAGCCUCGCGUGAACUGGACGGGAUCCCGCCACAGGCUGUGGGAGAGGGGAAGAGGGCAGGACCGGCUUCAGAAACAUUUGUGUUGAUCUCUCUUCUUUCUCUUUUUUGGUGGGGUGAUUUCUGCCAGGUUAUUGUUAUCAUUGCUAUUAUUUCUUGGUUUUAUUAGGCACGAUUUCCAAGCAUUUCAGUAUUUGCUUCCAAAAGCAGCUCUCUCUGAAGAGAUGUACCUCCUGUGUUUCAACACAAAUGCUUCUGAAGUGGGCUUGGGGUAGGUUUAUGGGAAUCUAGCAGGUUUUAGCAUCAGCACCCUGCAUUUGCAAACCAAGUACAGAUCAUUACUGAUAAUUCUCGGACACUGGAAAGGAGAAUAGUCAGCCAACCGAGUCUUCACAGUUGGUGUCUCUGCAUCUACAUAAACAUGUACAUGUGUACAUAUAUGCAAUCAAAAGAGAUUCGCAGGAAAACUACUCUCCUCUCUAAUUCCUUCUCAAGAAGAACCUUGCGCUUUCCCUUCCAGCCUUCAGAGGAAAGGCAUCCUUCUUCGCUUCCAGUCCCCACCACAAACUGGAAAUACACACCUGCCAGUGCGUGGGAAUCACGCUCUUCCCCUCCCUCCCCUGCCUCUCCUCUCAAAAGCAAAAAAAUAAAACGAGAGGCUUAAGAAUUGCAAAAGGUUCGGGAACAAGCUUCUGAAACACCUAUAAAACCCCCAACAAAACAACAGCAGUCCAAAGAGAGGAAGAAAGAGUUGACAGGUCUGAAUAUUUUUCCGCCUUUGCCUCUGAUGACGUGAAGUCUCCAUUUGAUGACGCCAGGUUUUUUUCUUUUGGGGGUGUUUUUCUUAGGGUUCAUUAACAGAAAAGCAAUCUUAAGACUUAGAAGUCCUACACUUCUUUCCUCCUCUUCUCUUGACCUUACGUGAAAACAGGGUAUAUUUGAACAAACGGAAUGUCCUCCAAUCGAAGCAGAAGUGAAUGGAUCCUUAGUAUUUGCUAAUGCUUUCUUGUCUGGACAUCUUUGUUGCACUUAGAGUUUACAUAUAAUGGGUAUAAAAACAACUUUGAAGGGCGUUCGUCCAACUCAGUCGAGACGUCCUUCAAUAGGUGUGUGUUCUGGUGAACAUUCAUAUAUAUUUAUUGGUUAUAGCCAGUUUAAAAUAUUUUCCUUUUUUUGUAUUAUUUAUCCCCAAUAUUAUGUAUUUAUAUGAGGAAAAAAGAUAAAAAUUGUACUUUUUUAGUAUUUACUUGUUAUAAAGGACAUUGUGUUUCCUUGUCAUUGUACAACAAGCUUAUUUUAGUUAUUGUAAUUUAGAAAGACCAGUAGUUUUAUGUUACCUUCGUACUUAUGAAUAAUGUAAUUAGUUCUACUGGAGGCAUGAGAGCAGAACCAGACUGUAAUUGUAUAGUCCUGAAUUAGAAGAGCUAUAGCGAAUCCCUCCCUCCCACCUCACCCCUCCUCUUUGGAGAUCUUUCUUUGUUCUUAUAGUAGUUAUUUUAUUUCCUUGCUUAAGGGUUGUCUGUUGAACAAUUCUUGAAUAAACUUUCUGUUAUCAGUUUUA